AGAACAUCCAGUAGGCACGAUGCUUCGCCGUGAAAGCGAAUCAUUCCGAAACCAAAGUCAAUCAAUGCUUUUAUUUGUCUCAGCCAGCGGCCAGCCGCCAGAGAUAUCUCUUCGCUAUUUAAAACAUGCAAUUGAACUUGGAAAACUCUGGAAAUGACGCUUUUGGGGGCACAGCAACCCAAGAAAAGCACACAGCACCGCAAGCACACCAGCACCAGCACCACCACAAGCAUAAGCAUAAGCACGCACCGACACACAAGCGACCCAGCACCAGGGAUCAAUACUCCUUGCUCUCUCUGACUUCUGCUUGCUUCAAGAAGUCCCUCUUCGAAGCGUCAUUCCCGAAGGAAUGCGCCCGAAGGCGACCUCCAGCCACGAACACCUCCUUCUCCCCCUCCAUACGCCCACAGACCGAAUCUCGUCGUGCACGAAGCACGAACCCCUCCAAACGCGCACCGACACCAUCCUUGGCCGCAAGGAGGUGGCCUACGUCACGGGGAUUGUGACACAGGGCCUCCCUGCUGGCAGCGCAGGCAAGCCAUGCUGAUUUGGAUGUGCCGUCCUCUGCACCAAACGGACACACGAAAGGAACCGUGGCGAGGGCAUCUUUCUCGGCCACAAGACCGGCAACAGCCUCCAGGAAUUGGUUCCUGGAUUCCAGCUCUGCAACCCUCUUUUCCAGGUCGAUAUUUACUUGACGAUCGCCUGGUGUCGAAAUGCAGACUUGCUCGGUCUGCGUGGCACAGUCUCGGAAGGUCUUGGUUGCUGGUGCAUUGCGGCCUUUCUUGACCUGUUGAUUCUUCUGGACCUCAUGGCGAGCAGGGGUGGAAGCUCGAUCACCAGCUUGGUUCCGCCGUCUACGAGGCAUUGCGAUCUUCCAGCUUGCUUCGUCAGCUUCAGAGCGUCUGGUUGUCCUCUCAGGCUGAUUGUAGAGAGGAUUCGCCCUCUUGAAUGGCUCUUUCUGCGGUCUUGGGGUAGUGAAAUCGCCACCUAAGGAGGCCGAAGGCGAGCGGACGGGAGAUGGCGCGACGAGAGGCUGUGGAAUUGUAGGAGGGCUUUUGGAACCUCUAGGCGAGAAGUGUGAUGGGAC
Molecule: messenger RNA, 1090 nt
Organism: Exophiala xenobiotica
Lineage: Eukaryota; Fungi; Ascomycota; Eurotiomycetes; Chaetothyriales; Herpotrichiellaceae
Exons: 2
Coding region: 126-506 (126 amino acids)
Source: RefSeq, a predicted model, not a curated record